Messenger RNA from Prorocentrum cordatum, 263 nucleotides. NCBI's taxonomy places the organism in Eukaryota, Dinophyceae, Prorocentrales, Prorocentraceae. The record is from the annotation of a GenBank genome assembly.
GCGCGCGGGCGGACCUCGUGCGGCGGGUGUACGUGGUGCUCACCGCGGGGCUCGGGGUGCGCGCCGGCCCGGACGUGGGAGCUCCGCGCACGGGCGCCGUGCUGCGCCGCGGGGAGCUGUUCGAGGCCUCGGUGGUGGCCCCUGGCGCCGACGGCCGGGUGUACCUCAAGGUCCGUGCCGCCGCCGAAGGGGGUACUCAGAUGGACAAGGACAGCUUCGUGCCCAGCUGGAAGGGCUCCGGGAGCUGUCAACUGCAGAGCUGA